Molecule: messenger RNA, 1315 nt
Organism: Calypte anna (Anna's hummingbird)
Lineage: Eukaryota; Metazoa; Chordata; Aves; Apodiformes; Trochilidae
Gene: PBDC1
Product: polysaccharide biosynthesis domain containing 1
Exons: 6
Coding region: 27-551 (174 amino acids)
Cellular component (GO): cytoplasm
Source: RefSeq, a predicted model, not a curated record
CGCCGCCUCUUCCGGCAGCGCUGGCGAUGGCUGCGGCGGGGCUGUUUCUCCCCGCGCAGGGACCCAGCGAAGUCGCCGCGGCCGCUCAGGCCCUUUCGCUGCCGGCAGAGGCUUUCGGCAACGAUCCCCGUGUGGAGCUGGCCUGGGCCAUGAAAGCCCAUCAGCACGCCCAGGUCUACUUUAAUCUCAUCUCCUCCGUUGACCCCAAGUUCCUGAACCUCACCAAAGUUGAUGAUCAGAUCUACGCCGAGUUCAGGAGAACCUUCAGGGACCUUAAAGUUGAUGUGCUGGACCCAGAGGAGCUGAAAUCAGAGCCUGCCAAGGAGAAGUGGCGCCCGUUCUGCCUGAGCUUCCAGGGGGUGGUGGAGGAUUUCAACUUCGGGACCCUCCUGCGUCUGGACUGCAGCAAGGACUACACAGAGGAGAACACCAUCUUGGCCACCAGAAUCCAAUUUUUUGCCAUCGAAAUCGCUCGGAACAGAGAGGGCUGCAACAGCCUGGUGUACAGCAGUGCCAGGGAGGGGGUGGCAGAGGAGGUGGCAUCUGGGUGAGGAAGGGGACAAAUUCCCCCCAAGUGCCAAGCCCUGGAGGGGCAGAAAGCCCCCAACCCUGCUGCUGGUCCCUGCUUGGGCAGGGGAUGGAAGAGCAGGGCUGGACCUGCCUUCCCUGCUCCUCCCAAGCUCUGACUGUAAAUAAAUGUUUUAAAAAAACCCCAAACUCCUCAUGCUGCCAAAUUGUUCCCCAAAAGCCAGCAAACCCACUGAAAUCUGGCUGGAUGCUGUUGGAGUUUGGACAGACUUUGCCUGCACCCCAAGAGGUCUCAGGUUGCUCCAGGGGAGGUUUGGAUGGGAUGGGAGAAGGAAUUGCUUCAGAGAAAGGGUAAUUAAUCUGGUCGGGAUUGAUCCCCAUCCCUGGAGGGGUUCUGAAGCUGUAGAUGUGGUGCUGAGGGAUGUGGGGGAAGCCCUGGAGUUGGGUUCAUGGGUGGUGGAGCCAAGUUAUGGUUGGACUUGAUCUUGAAGGUCUCUUCCAAGCAGAAGAACUGAGUGAUUUCAGUUCCCCACCCCAGAGCAUCACCUAAAAAUCAAAUAUCCUUUUUUUUUUUUUUUUUUACCCCAUUUCUUUGGGGGGGGGCAGGUGAUGGGCAGGCAGACAGCAGCUCAGUAGAAACCAUUGAAGUUUUAUUUGCAGUCACAAUGCUUACACUGUAUGCAGCAAACACCCUUACAAGUCAACCAGCAAUCUGCUCACGCGGAAAAAAAGGACCCAACACACAAUCACCAGAGGAAAGGAAACAACAAUGGGGGAAAAAAAAAAC